Molecule: messenger RNA, 965 nt
Organism: Phlebotomus argentipes
Lineage: Eukaryota; Metazoa; Arthropoda; Insecta; Diptera; Psychodidae
Product: RNA pseudouridylate synthase domain-containing protein 1-like
Exons: 2
Coding region: 54-908 (284 amino acids)
Biological process (GO): pseudouridine synthesis
Molecular function (GO): pseudouridine synthase activity; RNA binding
Source: RefSeq, a predicted model, not a curated record
AUAGCGGAAAUUUGAGAAGUUGAAAAGUUGUUGUUGUGUUUUGUGGCUUGAAAAUGCUCUUUUAUUUGGAUAGUUUUCUACAAAUUCUGGGCAGUACGUUUCUGGAUCUGUUUCUUGAUCACUUAAGUAAGGGUGUGUCUCGCAUUCUGAUUCCUGUGAGUGUGGAUUAUUGGCCGUUGGAGGAGGUUUUCCGCAGUGAAAACUUUGUUGUUUUGGCUAAGCCGCCGGAUGUCGAUGAGGUGACUCUGUGGGCUGCGCUACAGGCCCAGGUGGGAAAUGCGGCGGACAGGGAGACGCAGAGGGCGGUUUUCCGACAGUGCUUCCAAGCGGACGCCGGAUUUAGCGGUCUUUAUCCAGUGGGAUUGCACAAGAGGGCCUCUCAAGGUCUGAAAAGCCGGCGGGUGCAUACAUACCACGUGGCGAUUGUCAGGGGACUCAUGGAGCAAGCUGAGAUACGCAUUGAUGCGCCGAUUGGGCGGGAUCUGCGCUUCAGGUCGCCCGUCGUGAGGAUGUGCACCUCUACGGAUUGGGAGCACUGUUACAGCCCUUGCGAGUGCACCACGCAGGUGAUUCUCGUCGAGACGGGCUACUUCGAUGAGGAGUUCAGUAGCAAGGUCGUUGUCAAGUCCUACCGUGGCGACAGGAAACACCAGUUCAGGGUGCAUCUCAAGGAAGUUGGACACCCUCUGGUCGGUGACACUCUGUACGACGACGUGGGGCAUCCGAGGAGUGAUCAUCUCAUGAUCCGGUUGCUGCGCGUGAGGGUGGACACUGAUGUGGAGAGCCUGCAAGUGGACAGUGGAGAUCCCUUCACCGUGGCGAGACUCUGUGGGCGCUGGCGAGUGAAGGAGACCUUCAGUUCUCUGUCAGACGCUCUCGAAAAACUCGACUCACUGGAGGCGUUCUGAGAAAGGAGAGUGCAUCGAGUAGAUCAAAGUUUUUCCAUCACCUGCCCCAUUGAAAAU